CGUUUCGCGACUCCAGCUUUUCGCCGGUCAGCGUUGGUUAACUUGAGGGGAGGGGUUCGAAGCGUCGUCUCCCAGUUGUUCCAGGCAACGAACCGGGGGGUCGCAGCCCAAAUACGAGGGCCCCGGCCGAAAGGGCCUGCUGAGCCACUUUGCUCUCCGACACGAGUCCCACCAAGCCACGGCGGUCACCUCGAAGCGCCUGGUUUUGCUCGAUUGAGCCCGCAAAUUUCGAUUCCCCUUUUGCUUGCCGAAAACGAGCCCAUUUCGAGCCAAGAAAAGAGGUCACGCGUUCCGCAGUCUGUCGAAACAAUCUGCGAUACUCUGGUGGAGAACGGAACUGAGCGGCCAGCGACCGGUGAUCCUCGCGCCGCGCUGCGCCCCGUCUCAACUCCCAAUUUGCCAUCAUGGCGCAGCCGCGGUACUAUUCAGAAGACGACAUGGCCGAUGAGCGCCAGCCCCUGGGUGCCUCGAUCCCGCCGUCUCCUCCCCGCCAUCGGCAACAAUACCAGCAACAGCAACCGUACAGAUACCCACCAGACCGCUACGCUCCGCCGUCGCAUUUUCGGCCCGGAGCCCACCCCGACUCGUCGUUCGAAAGACUGCGCGACCAAAGACGAUACAGCCAGGAGCCCGCGAUCGGGCCGCGGGGCGCCCCUGCACCGUACGCUACCGCCGCCAACGCACCCAUCGGCCAGGGACAAGCAGACGCCGUGUCGCCCGUGUCUCCACUCCAAGAGUCCCCACAGCGCGACCCGGACGGACGCUACUGGGGCCAGGGGACCUCGUAUCCGCCGCCUGUCCAGCGCCGACUUUCUCACCAGAGCACCGUCACCCCAGGCUCCGACAACUUCAGCAACGCGGCUGCCGGGGGCGUGGCCGGGAUCGCCCUGAGCGUCGCAGAACAGAACGCCCGGGAAAGCGGCCUCAACGCAAUACACGGCUAUCAAGGCCAAGAACCAGGACCAGCACCAGGACAAGCGUACGGCGAUCGAGGCAUGCUGUCGCCCCACGACCACUACACGCCCGACAGGAAUUCACACUCCAGCUUACAAGCCCUGAACGCCGCGGCCCCGGGCCCCGGGUACUCGACGCCGGGGCAGCGGACGUCGGGGAUAGGCGACAUCUAUAUGGAUGAUCCUUACCAGAACCUCUCGCGCCACCAGGACUCGACGCUGGGCAUCGUCAACCCCAACGACAUCGCGGACGACGGCGACGACGGGCUCGAAUACGGCCGGAGAGGGCCGCGGACUAGCAUGCUCAGCCUCGGAUCCAGCCACAAGGGCCGCGACGGCGCCGCUGCCGCGGGCGGGGCGGCCGCCGGCGGGGUGCUGGGAGGCCUGAUCGGCCGGAACGGGAGCGGGAACGUGAGCAACCAGUACGCCCCGGUGAACAACGGCGUCAUCAGCGACCGCGCCUCCGGAGGGUCGGGAUCGGGAUCGGGAUUCGGACCAGGUUCCGGACCAGGUUCGGGAAUGGGAGCCGCAGGCGUGUACAACGCCGCCCCCGUCGGCGUCGGCGUCGGCAGCGAGAAGGCCGCUUGGCAAGCUGCAGGCGUAUCCAAGAGCAGCACCCGCGGCAAGAAGUGGAGGAUAGCGAUCAUCGUGCUCGUCCUGCUCGCCAUCAUCGCGGGAAUCGUGCUCGGCGUCCUAUUCGGCGCCGUCUUCAAGGGCAAGCGCGUCGGCAGCGACAACAGCGGCGGCUCGUCGUCCGACACGGCGACGGCCGCCGGCGACACGCAGGCGAACGGCGACCUCGGCGCCGACUCCGCCGAGAUCCAGGCGCUCAUGAACAACCCGAACCUGCGCAAGGUCUUCCCGGGCAUCGACUACACGCCGCUCAACACGCAGUUCCCGGCCUGCCUCUCCAACCCGCCGUCGCAGAACAACGUCACGCGCGACCUGGCCGUGCUCUCGCAGCUGACCAACGUGGUGCGGCUGUACGGCACGGACUGCAACCAGACCGAGAUGCUGAUCCACGCGAUCGACCGGCUGAACCUCAAGGGCAAGGUCAAGAUCUGGCUGGGCGUGUGGCAGGACAACAACGCGACCACCAACGAGCGGCAGCUGAGCCAGAUGUGGAACAUCGUGGACAAGUACGACGCCGAAUACUUCAUGGGCGCCAUCGUGGCCAACGAGAUCCUCUUCCGGCAGCAGAUGACGGUCACGCAGCUGGGCGAGCUGCUGGACGAGGUGCGGACCAACAUGACGCGGCGCGGCCUCUCGCUGCCCGUGGCGACCAGCGACCUGGGCGACAACUGGACGCCGACGCUGGCGAGCCAGAGCGACGCCAUCAUGGCCAACAUCCACCCCUUCUUCGCCGGCACCAAGGCCACCGAGGCGGCCGACUGGACCAUGUACUUCUGGGGCAACAAGACGGAAGGCUUCCUCAAGAAGGACAAGUCCAUGAACAUCAUCUCCGAGACGGGCUGGCCGUCGCAGGGCGGCACCGAUUGCGGCACCGACCAGAUCACCGUCUGCCCGGACGCCGCCGUCGCCGGCAUCGACGAGCUCAACACCUUCAUGGCCGACUUUGUCUGCCGCUCGCUCGACCAGGGCACCAACUACUUCUGGUUCGAGGCCUUCGACGAGCCGUGGAAGAUCCAGUUCGACACGCCCGGAAAGGAGUGGGAGGACCACUGGGGCUUGCUGACCGUCGACCGGAAGCUGAAGGACGGGGUCAACAUCCCGGACUGCGGGGGGAAGCGCGUGUCGGAGUUUUCAUAG
This is a messenger RNA of Thermothielavioides terrestris NRRL 8126, 2723 nucleotides long. Its product is annotated as glycoside hydrolase family 17 protein. Gene Ontology annotation, molecular function: 1,3-beta-glucanosyltransferase activity; glucan endo-1,3-beta-D-glucosidase activity. Gene Ontology annotation, cellular component: extracellular region; cell surface; fungal-type cell wall. The coding region runs from base 405 to 2723 and encodes 772 amino acids. The record is from RefSeq and is a predicted model, not a curated record. The transcript has a single exon. Gene Ontology annotation, biological process: carbohydrate metabolic process; cell wall organization. Lineage: Eukaryota; Fungi; Ascomycota; Sordariomycetes; Sordariales; Chaetomiaceae.